Molecule: messenger RNA, 2625 nt
Organism: Penicillium lagena
Lineage: Eukaryota; Fungi; Ascomycota; Eurotiomycetes; Eurotiales; Aspergillaceae
Product: GATA-type transcription factor
Exons: 2
Coding region: 1-2625 (874 amino acids)
Biological process (GO): negative regulation of transcription by RNA polymerase II; positive regulation of transcription by RNA polymerase II; nitrate assimilation
Cellular component (GO): nucleus
Molecular function (GO): DNA-binding transcription factor activity, RNA polymerase II-specific; RNA polymerase II cis-regulatory region sequence-specific DNA binding; zinc ion binding
Source: RefSeq, a predicted model, not a curated record
AUGCAGGGCUUCAACCAGAGAGGUCCAGGCCCCGGCCGACCGCACCAGCCCGCCAGGAUGGCGUUCCCCGGCUUCGAGGCGGGUUCUCAGUUGACGACCGAUUUCGCCACCGAUUCCCCCUUCAUCCCGGCCCCGCCUUCUCACCUCCCCGACGGCUUGCUGAACGACUCUAUCUUUCCUGAGUGGGAGACCGGCGCCUCGCGGGGUCAGCUCGAUAACCCCGAUGAGAUGCAGCGACAGGAUCCACUGGCCGCCCAGAUCUGGCGGCUCUACACCAAAACCAAGUCCCAGUUGCCGAACCAGGAGCGCAUGGAGAAUCUCACGUGGCGGAUGAUGGCCAUGAGUUUGAAACGCAAGGAACGGGAGCAACAGGCUCGCUCGUCGCAGGCUCAGCUCAAUAGUAUCACCAGUCCUACCCCGAGCGGCAUGUCGCAGCUGCACCUGUCCGACCCCGUCUCGACCAGUCCCGCCUAUCCAGCAUCGUCGACCCUCGAUGCCACCUCGGACCCGAUGAAUUUGGAUGACUUCAUCGUGCCCUUCGACUCUCCCGCCGAUCCCCCUCUCCACCCACCGACCGACCGCAACUUCACUGCAACCCCGACGGCAUCAAUCCCCAUCAAAGUACGCAGAGACCAUCCGAUGGUCGAUUCCACCGCCGCCUCGUUCCCUAACCCACCUCAAGAUCAGCGCAAGAACAGUGAGUUUGGCUAUGUGCCUCGUCGGGUGCGGAAGACGAGCGUGGACGAGCGUCAGUUCUUCGCCGGACUGGCCGUGCCAACUCGCAAGCGCCCCGCCGAAUCGUCGCCGCAGGUUCCGCCCGUGUCGAAUGCCAUGCUGGCGCAGCAUUCCGAGCUGUCCGCGGGACUGCCUGAUUACUCGCUCGACCACCCUUCUUCCAGCUUUGCUUUGCCUGGCAAACCCGCAAUGGGUGGCCUGCGACGCCCGCAGCACCAUGGCCUUUCAUUCGGCCUGGACACCUUUGGGCUGGGAGAGGACUCGAACAUCCACUCGGCCGGUCCCUACCAGCAGCAUUUCACCUUCUCACCCUCGGAUUCUCCGAUGACGGCUGGCAAUUCGUUUUCCAACGUUUACGCUCAAACCCCUCUAGCCUCGUCUCUCAAUUCCACUGAGUUCUUCUCCCCGCCACCGUCGGGCUACCAGUCUGCCGUCUCGACCCCGCAGCCCAUCUAUGAAGGUGAACAGUCAAUGUUCUUCACCGAUGCACCCUCGGUGGAGUCCCAGACGCAGCGUCGCGUCCCAAACUACAUUACUCAGCGAUCCUCGAACCUGUCCGCAUCACUGCAACCGCGCUACAUGUUCAACCCCGCCAAUGGCGAUUCGCAGUCGGUGGGUGCUGUUAGCGGUCCCCCGACCACGACGCACAUGGGAUUUUCGGCUCCUCCGCAGCACAUCGACCCGUCUCAGAUGUUGGGGACUGGAGAAUUCUCUACGACCGCACCGUCAGGAAGCAUGUUCACUUUUGGUGAUGACUCCGAUAACGAGGAUGAUGACGUCAAUGCGUUUAGUGAGCGCGCUGGCAUUGCGAUGCCCCACGAUUUUGCGUCGAUGGAUGAGCAUGUCAGUGAAUUGAGUGCAGGGCUGCAGUGGGAUGGAGGCUUCCCGGGGUCUGUUCAGUCGAUGCCGGGAUUUCCGGCCCAGCACCGGAAGCAUGUCACGAUCGGGUCGACCGAUAUGAUGGAUGCUCCGCCCGAGUGGCAUCAGAGUGGUAGCCUCGGACGUACGCAUGGGUCUGCUGCUUCUGUGAGCGAGGUUCGCAACCGAGAGCAGGAUCCCCGUCGCCAAAAGAUUGCACGCACUACGUCUACCCCGAAUGCCCAGCAGCUGCUGCGCCAGAGCAUGAACAAUGGUCCCACCAGCGGCCCCCCGACAAACCACCCAUCUCCCAAUACUCCCCCCGAGUCGGGUCUCAGUAGUGCUGUUCCAUCGCGCCCAGCCAGUCCCGGUGGUUCCAAAAAUGGCGAUGCCAAUGCUGGGCCGACUACCUGCACCAAUUGCUUCACCCAGACUACUCCUCUCUGGCGCCGGAACCCCGAAGGCCAACCGCUGUGCAAUGCCUGUGGUUUGUUCUUGAAGCUGCACGGCGUGGUGCGGCCGUUGUCAUUGAAGACGGACGUCAUCAAGAAACGAAACCGGAACAGCGCAAACACCGUUGCCGUUGGAAGUUCGCGGUCUUCCAAGAAGUCUGCUCGCAAGAACUCUGCUGCGCAACCUUCUUCAACCGUGUCUAGCUCGCGGGCUCCCAGUGGCAACAACUCAGAGUCACCCCCUGCCUUUGCCGGCUCGGGCAUGAUGGGAAAACCCGGCGUGGUACCCAUUGCGGCCGCGCCCCCCAAGUCGACACCAAUGUCCGGGUUGGGCCAAGCCCGCAGCGCGGCACAGGCGGCUCUGAAGCGGCCGCGACGCCUCGAGAAGGCCCCGGGAAUGGAACAGGAUUCGGACGACAGCCCCAAGGCCAGUGCGCCCGCAAGCCGCUCCAAGGUCGUCCCGCUGGCGCCCGCGAUGGCACCCGCGCUGGCGCCCGCUGCGGCGAACCCUGCCAACCAUAGUAUUGCUGGCGGACAAGGAGCCAGUCAGGAGUGGGAAUGGCUGACGAUGAGUCUCUAG